AUGAAGCAAAGAGUUACCUCGUUGGAUUUGCAGAUUUUGGUCUCAGAAUUGCAAAAUGAGAUUACAAACUAUAGAUUGCAAAACAUUUACAACAUUGCAACUUCAAAUAGGCAAUAUCUCUUGAAAUUUGGAUUACCAGACUCCAAGAAGAACUUGGUGUUGGAUUGUGGAUUCAAGCUUCAUUUAACUGAGUUUUCAAGACCAACACCUCAGGCACCAUCUAACUUUGUUGUCAAAUUGAGAAAGCAUUUGAAAAGUAGAAGAUUAUCAAGCAUCAAGCAAGUUGGAAUUGACAGGGUCCUUGUUCUAAGUUUCAGUGAUGGUAUGUACCAUCUUGUAUUGGAGUUUUUCAGUGCAGGUAAUGUCGUGUUAUUAGAUCAUGAACGUCGUAUUAUGGCCUUGCAAAGAUUGGUUGAAGAAAAGGGUAAUAAUGAUAGAUAUGCUGUUGGUGAGACUUACAAUCUAUUUGAUGAAAGUUUGUUUGAAGAAGAUGAACAAGUUGAACCAAAGUUUGUCCCAAUUCAACAUGAUGCUUCAACUAUCCAACAAUGGAUCAAUGACAAAAAAGUCACACCUUCUGAUGAUAAAGGAAAGAAAAAUAAAGUUUUAUCAAUUCAAAAAGUUUUAUAUCAAAAAGUUCCAUACCUUUCAGCUGAUUUAAUAUCUAAAAACUUGCACAAGCAUUCAAUCAACCCAUCGUCAUCAAGUUUGGAAUACCUAGAGAGAGCUGAUGAGCUUGACACUGUUCUUAAAGAAACAGAAUCUGAAGUACAAACCAUUUUACACACUAAACCAUUGACCGGAUAUCUUGUUUUGAAGCACAAUCCAUUAUAUGAUGCUUCAAAAGAUGAAGAAGAUACAAAGUUUUUAUAUGAACAAUUUCACCCAUUUGAACCUGCUCAGUUAAAAGAUGAUGAAGAGCUGGUGCAAAUUCAAGGCUAUAACAAGACUCUUGAUAAAUUCUUCUCGACUAUUGAAUCGUCAAAAUAUGCCUUGAGAAUUCAAAACCAAGAAAAUCAAGCAAAGAAAAGAUUAGAUCAAGCAAGAAAUGAUAAACAACAACAAGUUCAACGUUUGGUUGAUGUUCAAGCUGUUAAUAGUCUUAAAGGUGAAACUAUCAUUUUCAAUGCUGAUAUUGUUGAAGAAGCUAAAGCUGCUGUCCAAGCUCUUUUGGAUCAAAGUAUGGAUUGGAAAACUAUUGAAAAAUUGAUCAAGAUUGAAAAAGGUAAAAAUAAUAAAGUCGCCAGUGCUAUUAAUUUACCCUUAAACUUGAAAGAGAAUAAGAUUAGUUUGAAUUUGUUAACUGAAGCUGCUUAUGAAGAUGAUGAGGAAGAAGAAAGUGAAAGUUCAAGUGAUUCUGACUCUGAUUCUGAUGAAGAUGAAAAGCCAAAAGCAAAGAAGGAUAAUAAAGUGAAGAAUAGCAUCAAUGUCACAAUUAGUUUGGGUUUAUCAGCCUUUGCAAAUGCUUCUGAAUAUUUCACUGUGAAAAAAUCAACUGUUGAAAAACAGAAAAAAGUUGAACAAUCUGCUUCAAAAGCUUUAAAAAAUAUUGAACAAAGAAUUGAAAAAGAUUUGAAAAAGAAUUUGAAACAGGAAAAUGACAUCUUGAGGAAAUUGCGUAAUCCAUAUUUCUUUGAAAAAUUCAACUGGUUCAUCUCAAAUGAAAAUUAUUUGAUCAUUUCAGGUAAAGAUGAUUCACAAACAGAUCUAAUCUAUCAUAGAUAUGUUAAUGACGACGAUAUCUAUGUCAAUGCUGAUAUUGAUGGUUCAAGUCAUGUUUUCAUUAAGAAUCCUAAUAAAGGUGAAGUUUCCCCUUCAACUUUAAUGCAAGCUGGUAUUUUGUCCUUGGCCACUUCAAAAGCAUGGGAUAAUAAGAUGGUUACUUCUCCAUGGUGGUUAUAUGCUUCAGAUGUUACCAAGAAUGAUAUUGAUGGUACUAUCUUAAAGGCUGGUUCAUUCAGAUAUUUGAAGGAGAAGAAUUUUCUGCCACCAAGUCAACUGGUUAUGGGGUUUGCAUUCUUGUGGAAGAUUAAAACUGAAGAAAAUCAAAAAGAAUUGGAACAACAACUCGAAGAGUUGGAUAAUUUGGACAUCAAUGAUAUUCAGCAAGAUGAUAAAGAAUCUAAUGAGGUGGAAAGUAAAGCACCUGAGCCUGUUGAGGAAGUUAAAGAAGAAGAACCUGAAACCACUGAGGAUGCGGAAGAAGCUGAAGAGGGAGAAGAUCAAGAAUCUGAUGACCAAGAGGAAACACCUGAAUUAGAAUCACAGUUUGAUACCAUGUCAUUAGCUUCAAAAGCUUCAAAACAAAAGAAACCAGUCAGAGGUAAAAAGAGUAAGAUGAAAAAGAUUGCUUCAAAAUAUGCUGAUCAAGAUGAAGAAGAAAGAAGACUCAGAAUGGAGGCAUUGGGUACCUUGAAGCAACAAAACCAAAGAGAAGAAGAAUUAAAGAAACAACAAAUACAAAAAAUCAAUCAUUUGAAAAAAGUUGAGAAAAAGAAAAGACAAGAAGAGAUCACAGCAAAUAAAUAUGCAAAUUACAAGGAAAAUAUCAACUAUGAUAAAAUCAUGAAUGAAUUGACACCAACUCUACAUAAAGAAGAUGAAAUUCUGGAAGCCAUUCCUGUUUUCGCCCCAUGGAGUGCUUUACAAAAAUACAGAUAUAGAGUUAAAAUUCAACCUGGUAAUACUAAAAAGGGUAAAGCCGUUCAAGAAGUUUUACAUUAUUUGAAUAUGAGACCUACAGACCCAAGUGAAAGUGAUAGAAAUUAUGAUUGGCCAAGAGAACAUGAAGCAAUUGCUGGUUUGAAAGAUACUGAAUUGUUACCAUCCAUUUAUGUUGGUAAAUUAAAAGUUUUACUACCUGGUAAGAGUUCUGCUGCUAAGAGUACAAACAAAUUUGCAAACAGCAGAAAAUCCAAAAAGAAAUAG
Hansenula anomala is the source of this 2928-nucleotide messenger RNA. RefSeq names its product Rqc2p (gene RQC2). The record is from RefSeq and is a predicted model, not a curated record. Gene Ontology annotation, molecular function: ribosomal large subunit binding; tRNA binding. Gene Ontology annotation, cellular component: RQC complex. Gene Ontology annotation, biological process: rescue of stalled cytosolic ribosome; ribosome-associated ubiquitin-dependent protein catabolic process. The transcript has 2 exons. Lineage: Eukaryota; Fungi; Ascomycota; Saccharomycetes; Phaffomycetales; Wickerhamomycetaceae. Bases 1 to 2928 code for a protein of 975 amino acids.